AUGGCAGCAGCUGCUUCUGACUCCAAGAACAAUGAAGAUCAGCAGGUGAGUAGAUCUUGGUGAUGGUCAUUUGAUGGGAGAAACCACUGAUGCUCUGAGUUGAGCUCCAAAGCUCAUUCUACAAUACAUAGGACACUCCUCCCUCUGCCUUAGGAAGGCUGUUGCCUUCAGUCUGCUGAGUGGAGUAGCAACAGCAACAGCAACACAGCACAAGUUGUUGCAUAUCUUAAUAUUGUGCAGUUUGAAGCGGCUGGAAAAAUAAAAACUGACUCCUUUUGGAAGGAGUCAUUGUCCAGGCCCAUAAAAAUAUUAUCCAAUUUUUACUAGCAUAACUCUUUACAAAACAGAACAUAAGCAUUAAAGAUACCCCUCCAAAUAUCCAUACAAUACCUUGUGCUUUCCAGCGCAGGCUCAGCAUCUUAGAAAAUAUGGAAUAUAGUCGUACCUUGGUUCUUGAACGCCUUGGUACUCGUACGUUUUGGCUCCUGAACACCGCAAACCCAGAAGUAAGUGUUCCGGUUUGUGAACAUUUUUCGAAAGCCGGAUGUCCGAUGCAGCUUUCGCUUGUGUGCAGGAAGUUCCUGUAGCCAAUCGGAAGCCACGCCUUGGUUUUGAACCAUUUCGGAAGUGGAACGGAUUAAGUUCGGGAACCAAGGUACCACUGUAAUCCAAACAGACCUAUAAACAAAGGUCUAUCUUUAACAGCAUCCAAUUCCCUGGUGCUGUUUUCCUUGAGAGCUUCAUUUACAUCUUCCGUUCUCUGUUGGGUUCAGAGAAACAAUAUCAGCCACCACCCUUUGAAGAUGGCAGAUUUGCAAUUCAACACCUUUGCACCUGAUCUAAGGUUACAGUAGUUUAGAGCAGGCUUCCUCAACCUCGGCCCUCCAGAUAUUUUUGGCCUACAACUCUCAUGAUCCCUAGCUAGCAGGACCAGUGGUCAGGGAUGAUGGGAAUUGUGGUCUCAAAACAUCUGGAGGGCUAAGUUUGAGGAAGCCUGGUUUAGAGUAAAAGAAGACAAUCAACAAAUAUUCAUUAACCCAUUGAGGAGUUCAGUGUCCUUUUGAAAACAGUUGUGGAAAAACCCCAACGUUAGCCAUUUUCCAUUUUAAACCUUCAUUAAUACACAUGCAUCUUUUAUUUCUGUGUGAAUUAAAGCAAUUAUACUUAACACAGAUGAGUCAGACAAGAACUGGCUAGAUUCUGCCUUGGCCAGGCCUGCUGUUUCUCUAGCAACAACAUCUAGAGGACCAAGGGUUCUUUAUUCCUAAUCUACAGAGUUUUGUUCCCUUAAACCCAUGUACUCUCAGUUCCGCUGGCCAGACACAUAUCAAGAGAAGGGUUGGUUUCAAAUGGAGUCUUUGUUGACUGCCCCCUGGCCUUGGGUUGCUGACACCGGUUGCCUUGUCUACUUCACGUUCCUUUGCUUCUAGAACCUGGUGAGCAGAGUGGCCUCGGUUUCCCUGAGUGCUGCUUGCGAAAUGGUCUCCACCACAUACUCUUCAAUCAAAGAGAACAUUCCGGUCUUCAAAUCUUUCUGUGAUGCGGCCGAGACGGGGAUGAGGACAAUUGCUUCGGCCACAGUCAGCAGGGUACAGCCUCUUUUCAGCAAGCCCCAGAGUGAGUAAAUGGUCGGCUCUUUGGGAUGGGGAGAGAAAUUCAAUUCUGUUCCCAUUUAAAGGCAAACUACCGUAUUUUUCGCUCUAUAGGACGCACCGGCCCAUAGGAGGGGGAGAACAGGGGAAUUUUUUUUUUCUUGUUCUCCCCCUCUAAAACAAGGUGUGUUCAAGGUGCAGUCACCCGAGCUUGUGGGGCUGCUGGUGGGGGGAAGUGCUGCUUUCCCCCACCGCCAGCCUCAAAGAUCCCUGAAGCCUUUGGAGCGCAGCGCCCCGCUGCCCUGGAGAGGCUUUGCGCGCAGCCGUCCCCAAGGUAGAAGAGCAAGACGGAGGCCUCCGUCUCACUGUUCUGGCUUGUGAACAGCCUUGCUAGCCUCUGCAGGACAGCGGGGUGAAGGCACCCCACUGCCCUGGAGAGGCUUUGCACGCAGCCAUCCCCAAGCUAGAACAGUGAGACAGAGCGCUCCGCAGCGCUCCUUCUCCCUGUUCUGGCUUUGGGCUUAGCGGUGCAGCCUGCAUUCGCUCUAUAGGAUGCACACACAUUUCCCCUUAAUUUUUGGAGGGGAAAAAGUGCAUCCUAUAGAGCAAAAAAUAUGGUAACCAUUCUUUGCGUUUUCCGAAACAAUACCUGAACUGAGACACAACCGUCUUUCAAAACUGCGGCGUAUCCAAAUUUUGCAAGCCCCCAAGAUGUGUGUCCAAAAGUGUAUAUUUUGUGGUAAAGCAUGCAUAUAAAUGCAUAUAUUAGUGCGAGCGACAUUCCAAAAUAUAGAGAAAUUGCUUUGCAACCAUGUGUAUGCUAGGCAAAGGUAGUAGGAGAAAUUUGCCCAGUGAUGCUGAUGGAUUUUUUAUGAGAACUUUUAAAAAAUAAGAUAAAAAACUGAUGUGGAAAUGUAGGGAAUUGAACUUAAGAUUGAAAAAAAACGUGAAACUGCAAAAAACCCAAAAUGAAUAUAUUCACCUAUCCCUACCCUUUGUGGAGUCUUUUCCAGUGUCCCCAUAAGUUCAUGGUGGUGGUAGUAAGUUCCACAGAGAGAAAAGGAGUGGAAAUUAGCUUACAAAAAUCUAAUGACCACAUGAAAUUUUACCUUCUGUUGCAGAACAAUAUUAAACGGUCAGUGAAACAUCACAAAACAAAUGUCAUUGUCAGUAUAUAUAGCACAUUUUCCACAGGGAAACUCAUGCUCAAAGCAGUUCACACAAAGAUCUAAAACAAUAACUGUACAUAACAUAUAAGACGUAAUAAGAGCAUCUAUUGUCGUUGGUGCAACUGUCUAAAAUUGCACUGUGCCAAUGACAACUAUUUAUUAUCUAUUUUUUUAAAAAAUCCAGCAGCAGAUGUGCAGAACAGCCGAGAUCUGGACAAAGUGGAGGAAAAGGAAUUGAUAGUUCAAGGACCAGCUGAUCAGGUAACCUCUGUCCAGACUUCAACUGGUCCCUAUUAUGAAUUUGUCCAUCUGAUAAUGGGGUGGUCCUGGUGGCUAGGAGGUUAACAAAAGAACAUGAAUAGUCUUUGGAGGCUGGAAGACUCUCACUAGGUGAUGACCUUCAGCUAGCUUAGGAACCUGUGGCUCUCCAGAGGUUGGCUGGGCUACAGAUCCCAUAAUCCUGGUCCACUGGCCAUAUUGGCUGGGGCUGGUGUGUGCUGGAAUUUAGCAGUGUCUGGCAGUGCCUUAGGUUCCCCAUCCCUGAGUCAGGAGGAGUUGUUGUUAAGCAACCUCAAGCUGGAGGACAAGAGCUGUAAGUUAAGCAGGACUCAGUGGAGAGGCUUUAGGCUUCACCUUGGAAUCUGAUGUAGAUGUCCAUCUGUUUCUGCUGGGCUCUGGGUGCCUGAUGUUUAUUUACAGAUGUGCACCGGGACGCGGGUGGCGUUGUGGUCUAAACCACUGAGCCUAAGGCUUGCCGAUCAGAAGGUCGGCGGUUCGAAUCCCCACGAUGGGGUGAGCUCCCGUUGCUUGGUCCCUGCUCCUGCCAACCUAGCAGUUCGAAAGCAUGCCAAAAGUGCAAGUAGAUAAAUAGGUACCGCUCCGGCGGGAAGGUAAACGGCAUUUCCGUGCGCUGCUCUGGUUCGCCAGAAGCAGCUUAGUCCUGCUGGCCACAUGACCAGGAAGCUGUACACCGGCUCCCUCGGCUAAUAAAGCGAGAUGAGCGCCACAACGCCAGAGUCGGCCACGACUGAACCUAACGGUCAGGGGUCCCUUUACCUUUUUACUCGAAGUCUCCUAUGUAUUCUCUGCCAGAAAACUGAAUCCUGUAACACUUUCCCCAAAUACCUUCCUGCUCGGAUGUAGGAUGCAUGCAACGUGGUCCAUCUUUGAAGGCUUAUCUGUGGGCGGCAGACGAAUACGGAAAGUUUUAAGAGCUACUUUUGUGAACAAGUUUUGCUAGGUUGCCCCGAUGCUGACUGCUUCUCUCCCUUCCUAGGGGAGCCCAGAUAAAAAGGAGACGGCGUCAUCUACGGAGACACUUGCAGCAGCAGCGGUUUGCCAAAGAGCUGCCAAAACAAAGGACGUUUCCCCCGGCAUGCUGGACCUGGUUAAAGAAGCUGUCCGAGGGAGUGUUGAGAUGACCACGUCUGCGCUAACCAGUGGCAUGAACACUGUGAUGGGCUCCAGCAUAGGCCAGAUGGCCUCCAGUGCUGUUGAGGCUGUGAUGGGGAAGUCUGAGGAGAUGGUGGAUCACUACCUCCCAAUGUCUGAUGAGGAGCUAGGUCAGUCGACGCUUGUCUGUUAGCCGCCUCUACCUGCGUGCGAGUGCCCGGUGGUCUGCGCCGUGCUCAUGCAUGUACGCCAGUGUUAUUUAGUCUUUUCUAAGCACAGUUGUAGAAGGGACGUGGGUGGCGCUGUGGGUUAAACCACAGAGCCUAGGGCUUGCUGAUCAGAAGGUUGGCGGUUCGAAUCCCCGCGACGGGGUGAGCUCCCAUUGCUCGGUCCCUGCUCCUGCCCACCUAGCAGUUGGAAAGCACAUCAAAGUGCAAGUAGAUAAAUAGGUACCGCUCCGGCGGGAAGGUAAACAGUGUUUCCGUGCGCUGUUCUGGUUCACCAGAAGCAGCUUAGUCAUGCUGGCUACAUGACCCGGAAGCUGCACGCCGGCUCCCUCGGCCAAUAAAGUGAGAUGAGUGCCACAAGAGUCGGUCAUGACUGGACCUAAUGGUCAGGGGUCCCUUUGCCUUUAAGCACAGUUGUAGAAGAGCUACGCUAAAUUAGCCGCACAAUGUCCACUGCAGUGCAGAUUCCCAUUGCAAGGUCCCCCACAAUCUGAAAACUAAAAUUCUCCAUCCAUGCAAUCCACAUUCUGCACUAAAACAGAACUGAGCAAAUGUGUGCAUUGUUCUGUGACUUUCCUGCUGUUCUCCAGCUUUGCUUAAUUCGUGGGUGGGAGAGCUCUUUGGAAGCCAGAGGGAGGCGUGGUAGCAAAUGUCAAUAGGCUUUGCCUUGGGAGGAAAUGGGUAAUCAAGCUCAUUCUUGUAAUCUCAGUCUAUCUGAAAAUUUCAGUAUGUGAAGAGGUUUGAGCUAGUUGCUCCUGCUCAUACCGCAUGGCUCUCACCAGCCGGUCUAGAGUUCCUAUACCAAGAAUCUAGGAACUUUUACCACUUUGUAAGUAAACUAAGUUUUGCUGCCUGUGCAACUAUUCUAAAGCACCUGAAUCUGACCUUUCGAGAGUUUGUAAGUAAACCAUUUUUAACUUGCCAAAUGUGCGGUCUGUCCCUAUGCUGGGGGAAGAGGGAAACUUUGGAAAGAAGCUUCUAACAGGCAUAUUGGAACUCACUUUGAAGGACAUAUUUUAAAACUUUAACAGUCUAGAUUUCUUUACCUUGCUGCAUAUUUUGUGACUUUAUAUCUCUGCUGGGGUUCUCCCACCAAAAAGUACAUGCUCCAAACUUGGAUCUUGGUAUCCAGGAAUUCCAGGAUGCAUAUGUAUAUUUGCACCGACAAUAUUUAGGGCGUUCUGCAUAUUUCCAGGGCUUGCUAAGUUCUAAAGUGUGUAAUGCCUUCCUUUCAGCUACUCUUGCAGCUGCUGUGGAGGAGACAGAGACCUCUUCUUCCGUUGAGAAGCAAAGGCAGCAGCGGAGUUACUAUGUGCGCCUGGGUUCCCUCUCCAACAGGGUGCGCCAGAGAGCCUACCAGCACACCCUGGGCAAGCUGCGCCAAACCAAGCAGAAGAUGCAGGAGACUCUGUCCCAGCUCCAGCAAGCAAUGGACUUGGUAUAAGCACUUUUCUAGUCUCUGGUAGUGCUUGCUCUAGGUCGACCUUCUCUAACCUCUGCUGUUGCAGACCGCAACUCCCACCAGAGCCACCUGGCAUGGCUGCAUGAUACAGAGGCUGCUGGUUGUGCUGGUUGAUGGGAGUUGUAGUCCAAAACAGCCCCAGGUUGACAAAGGCAACUCUGGCUCUCUGGGGUUGGGGUGUUUUUUUUGGGAAAAUGUGCUGGGUUCAGUUGCACAAUGCACAUACCUUUAGCUCAGGGUUGUCAAUUCCAGAUGUGAUGUCUACCAGCCUUGAUAACUUAAAAGAGGACACUGCAACUUUAAUAAUAAUAAUUUAAUAAUGAUAAUUUAUUAUUUGUACCCUGUCCAUCUGGCUGGGCUUCCCCAGCCACUCUGGGCAGCUCCCAACAAAGAUUAAAAAUAUAUUAAAAUGUCACACAUUAAAAACUUCCCUGAAUAUACUUAAAUGACUAACUGACCAUUGAAGCUGAAGGGGGUGGGUCUGUCUGUUCAGAUGUGGUGCCCCUGAACACCAAUGUUGUGGAACAAACUGGGUGAAGGGUGGCAACUUACAGGUCCUGCUUUUGUGCUUUCCAGAGGGGCUGGAACUACACUGACCUGUUUAAUAUUAUUAGAACGAUAUUAGAUAUAUCAUUCUAAAACGUCACAGGGCAUACUUGUAAAUUAAAGCGGUUUUCUUACCUUGUCCCCCCCCCCGUCAAAACGCUGCUGGUAGAUCAACAGCACCCUCUGGUGUCACAUUUUAAUAAUGCAUAAAGAACAUUAAAUGCGGUACAUCUGAUGUCCACUUGCAUUACCACAAUCCUUCCCUAGGUAAACGUAAAGGGACCCCUGACCAUUAGGUCCAGUUGUGGCCGACUCUGGGGUUGCGGCGCUCAUUUCUCUUUAUUGGCCGAGGGAGCUGGCGUACAGCUUCCGGGUCAUGUGGCCAGCAUGACUAAGCCGCUUCUGGCGAACCAGAGCAGCGCACGGAAACGCCGUUUACCUUCCCACCAGAGCGGUACCUAUUUAUCUACUUGCACUUUGACGUGCUUUCGAACUGCUAGGUUGGCAGGAGCAGGGACCGAGCAACGGGAGCUCAGCCCGUUGCGGGGAUUCGAACCGCCAACCUUCUGAUCGGCAAGUCCUAGGCUCUGUGGUUUAACCCACAGCACCACCCGCAUCCCUUCCCUAACCCCUCCUUAAUGUUAAAAACCAUGUGUGUAAAUCCACCCUGGGUGUCGGUUGCCUGAUCAGCAAGGCACGCCAUGCUCUGUUGCCCAAGCAGACUGGUUCAUUUUAUUUGUGUGGCAAAAGUACCUCCCAAAAUGUGAGAUGUGAUUGUCCUUGGGAGAGUCAGUCCCACUGAGCUUCGUUUGAGAGACUUUCUGCUUUUUACUGUUUCGCUUGGAAGUAUCUCUCUUUUCUAAAUGUUCUUAAUGUUCUCGCUGCUAAUUUCCUAGAUUGCAUUUGCCAGACACACAGACCAGAAAGAUCAAGGCGGGCAGGAGGAACUGCGGCAGAAGUGGUUGGAGUGGAGUAAGAACCAGUUGAGACAGAGCGAUUCCACUGGAGAGAACCCAGCAGAGGUAUGUUGUGUUCUUGGCUUCCUCAAUGUAUUUCACAGAAAAGGGCCCAUCAGGACACAGGAUGGCUUGCUCUCGUGACAAAGCUCAGCAGACCAUAGCCUGGAUGGGGUGCCCCUGCUAAGUAAAUCAUGGUAGCAUAGCUGUCAACUGACAGAAUUGAAAAUAAGGGACCAGCAGCCUCGAAAAUAAGGGAUCAGCAGCCAAAAUAAGGGAUUUUCCGGGCACAGGUAUGUUCAGCUUCUGAGCCCCUCCGAGCCAAAGGCAGAAAGCCCAGCCAGCAGCCAAACGAAGCCUUAAGCAGUGGUUCCCACAUCGCAACAACCUGGCAAAGGGGAUGCAGCAAGGAAAACCACCAUCACCUCUCCGCUGGGAAGCGCUGAGCAAAGGCGAGUCUCCAGGCAAGGCGGCCAGGCACAAGGCAUGCAAGCUCCACCCCCUCCCAGUCGUUCUUAGACUCCUUAUUGGGUGAGCAAUGCAGCCAAGCAACACAGUUGGAGCCUCCCUCCUCCCUGGCCGGCAGGGAGGGAGGGAGGGAGAGGAGCUGCUUCCUUUGAAACCUGGGAAAUUUAAGGGACAUCAUCAAUAAGGGACAGCAGCGGGACACAGCGCUGGGAUAAGGGACUGUCCCGCCAAAUAAGGGUCGGUUGACAGCUAUGUGGUAGCUAAAGGGAGAUCAGGAUGAAUAACAAUAGUCUCAUAUUGUUUGGGUUUUGGAGAGUGUGCCUAAAUCACAGGUAGGGCAAGAGCUGCAAAAAUAAAACACAAAACUACAAUAUGGUUUGAACGGAGGAUAAUCAAACUUUCAGCACCAGUUUUAAAUGGAAGUUAAAGUUUCUGCUUACUUUAUGAUUUGUGUGGAUGGGCAAAUGUAAGAGAAGUUCAGAAAAAGACAAGAACUGAAGACUUCCAUUGCAGUGCUUUCACUUGACCAAGCUCUGCUCUGUGCCAUAUCCAAACCCCAUUGCCUGACGCAUCUGCUGAAGGUUUGCCAUCCCUGUCCUAACUACAAUUAAUCCAGAAUAUGGCCAUAUAACACUGGUCCUGAAAGACCUAAAUUGGCUCCCAGUACAUUUCCGAGCACAAUUCAAAGUGUUGGUGCUGACCUUUAAAGCCCUAAAUGGCCUCAGCCCAGUAUACCUGAAGGAGCGUCUCCACCCCCUUACUCAGCCUAGACACUGAGGUCCAGCUCCAAGGGCCUUCUGGCGGUUCCCUCACUGCGAGAAGGGAGGUUACAGGGAACCAGGCAGAGGGCCUUCUCAGUAGUGGCGCCUGCACUGUGGAACGCCCUCCCAUCAGAUGUCAAGGAAAUAAACAACUCUCUAUCUUUAAGAAGACAUCUGAAGGCAACCCUGUUUAGGGAAGUUUUUAAUGUUUGAUGUUUUAUCGUGUUUUUAAUAUUCUGUUGGGAGCUGCCCAGGGUGGCUGGGGAAACUUAGCCAGAUGGGCGGGGUAUAAAUUCUUCUUCUUCUUCUUCUUCUUCUUCUUCUUCUUCUUCUUCUUCUUCUUCUUCUUCUUCUUUGUUUUGUUACUACUACUGUUAAGUUGUGGGUGAACAUAUCAGACGACACACUGAUUCUUCAAACAGCUCUUGUUUAUUCACAGGCCAGAACAGAACUGAACUGAAGGGUUCAGCCAGCCUGCUUGUAUAGAGCUCCAGAACAACGUAAUUGUAACAACUUUCUGUAACUAUCCAAUCACUGAACGUCACUCUCGAUCCCUUAUUUGCAUAUGUGGACCUGAACUAUCUACAGCAUCCCCCUGCUGGCCCAGGGUGAGAACUUCAAUACAUAACAACUACUACUAUUAUUAUUACUAACACCUCUUUCUCUCCAGCAGAUGGAAUCCCAGGCUCUAGGCAUGUCCCGCAACAUUGCCCAGCAGAUUCAGGCUGCCUGCCAGAGCCUCCUGGCCAACAUGCAGGGUCUCCCUGCAGCCCUCCAAGAAAAGGUACAGCAAGCUUACAGCUACAUGGAGGAGCUACAAGCUGCUUUUUCCAAUGCCAAGUCAUUCCAGGAGCUUCCUAGUGGCCUUUUGAUGCAGCGCCAGGAAACAAUGGGCAAAAUCUGGCAGGCUGGGGACGAGGUCCUGGAGUACGUGAUGCAGUCCACUCCCCUGAACUGGAUUGUGGGGCCCUUCUCCCCAGAAGAGGUCUCUCCUCCUGAACCUUUGGCCGAAACCCAAGCAGCAGAGGUGCCUCCAUCUGUGAAGGAAUCAGAGGUAGAUGUCCAAAGGAUGGAAGUGCCUGGAUCCAGUGCUUUGAACGAUCAAGCCUAA
This is a messenger RNA of Podarcis lilfordi (Lilford's wall lizard), 9684 nucleotides long. The record is from the annotation of a GenBank genome assembly. Lineage: Eukaryota; Metazoa; Chordata; Lepidosauria; Squamata; Lacertidae.